AUGAAGCCUUUCGCCAUCACCACGGCGCUCUUUAGCUUCAUAUCCGUCGCACUCGCUGGCGCAACUACAGACUCCAAGACAUCAAAGGUCAUCCUGUCCGUCGACUUUAAGCCUCCACAGGUUUUCAAGAACGCCAAUUUGGUGCACGUCAUCUCUCUCGAGAAGACCUACGUAAAGGAACAGAUCAAUGUCCUCGUCGAGAACGUUGCAAAGGAGCCGCAGACAGAAUACUAUGUGCCAUUUACUGCCGAACAGCUUCCUCGUAUAGGAGGUUUCGAGGUUAAGGAUCGUAAGGAUGCGAACGCCGGACCGUUCGCGGCCGAGGCUGUCGAGUACGAUCCUGUCAGUGAUGUUCAGUACUAUCGUAUCCGACUGCCCACGCCGCUCAAGCCUGGUGCCCAACAAACACUCGGAAUCACCUACUAUUACCUGAAAGCCUACACUCCUCUCCCCGCGGCCGUUUCCCAGGACGAUGACCAAUACCUGAGCUUCAACUUUUCCGUUUAUGCACCAUCUGCCUAUAUCACGAAGAAGCAGAAGACUGAGCUUAAGGCUGCUUCGGCCGAUGUCCCCGAUUAUACAAAGCUUCCAGGCAGCGGCGAGGUCAAGGAGUUUCCUGUAAAGCAGGGCACCAAGCUCAUCUAUGGUCCCUUUGAUGAAAAGCCCGCCGGUGCUGUCUCUCCUGCCAACGUUCGCUUUCAGUUUACCAAACCGGUUAUUCAUGUCAAGGAGCUCGACCGUUUGAUUGAAGUCAGCCACUGGGGCGGCAACAUCGCCUUCGAGGAGCACUACGAGAUGUAUCACGGCGGCGCUAACCUUUCUGACAACUUCGACCGAAUCAAAUAUUCUCAGCAUUCGUUGUACCGUCAGCAUGGGGUUGCAGGAGUUCGUCCUUCGCAUUACCUCGACCAAUUGCGAAUUCCUCUUCCGGGCGGAAGCGUGGACGCCUACUAUACAGAUGUGAUCGGCAACGUCACAACGUCUACUUGGCGAACCGACAACCGAGACGCUCUUCUUGUUCUGAAGCCGAGAUACCCUCUUUUUGGUGGAUGGAGGUACCCUUUCACUAUUGGAUGGAACUCCGAUGCUUCUAACUUCCUGCGAAAGACCGCCACUGGUAGUUUCGUUCUCCGAAUUCCUUUCAUCGAAGGCCCCAAGCAGCCAGAAGGCGUUGAAUAUGAGCACAUCAACGUCAAUGUUCUCCUUCCAGAAGGCGCCGAGAACGUCAAGUUCCACACCAACAUUCCCGAAUCGUCGAUUGUAUCUACCUCGGUUGAUUUGACCAGAACCUACCUCGAUACUGUCGGCAGAACAGCAGUCAGCAUCAAGGCACGAAACCUGGUCGACGAGUUCCGAGACCGCCAACUCAUCAUCUCUUACGAUGCGCCUCUCUCGAGCGCUCUUCGAAAACCUUUGGUCAUCUUUGCCAGUGCCAUGGUGUUUGCAAGACGCAAGAAACAUCAGAUGACAGUCAAAUACUCGCUUGACUUUGGUCAUGUUCUGACAAAGACAGCAAAGCCACCACCAAGAGACAGGGUCCAAGCCAUUAUCCGCGAGGCGGGCAAUUCCGUUCUAACACGGACUUGGUACUACGCCAAGUGCGUGUGGAGGGACUGUGUCUCCCAGUUGAGCCUGAGAUGGGUGGGCGAGACAGACUCCGAAUGGCCACCCUGGCUGAGGGCCCUCUCCUUGUCUGAGCCAGGUUCUGACAGCAUGGCUGCGACCAGUCUCACCCUCGCCGAACAAGCCCUCAAACAACCACCAGGAUGUGUUUCGGCAGUGAACCCAAGCCUAGGACCAAGUACUACUAUCACGAAGAGAUUACACCUUCUAGGCGAUACACAGGCCAUCAUCACCAUCACCACCAUCACCAUCAUCACUCACGCUCUCCCCGAGCAAGCUACACCAGUGUCUCUAGACGGUCCUACAGCCACAGCCCACGAAACAGUGGCACUGUUGUCUAUGAGCGCUAUUGAUCGUCUGGAGGCACCAAUGCUGAAUUGUGGGUGUAAUUAG
Messenger RNA from Fusarium tjaetaba, 2016 nucleotides. RefSeq names its product oligosaccharyl transferase complex subunit OST4. Lineage: Eukaryota; Fungi; Ascomycota; Sordariomycetes; Hypocreales; Nectriaceae. Gene Ontology annotation, cellular component: oligosaccharyltransferase complex; membrane. The transcript is spliced from 6 exons. The record is from RefSeq and is a predicted model, not a curated record. The coding region runs from base 1 to 2016 and encodes 671 amino acids.